Ambispora leptoticha is the source of this 897-nucleotide messenger RNA. NCBI's taxonomy places the organism in Eukaryota, Fungi, Glomeromycota, Glomeromycetes, Archaeosporales, Ambisporaceae. The record is from the annotation of a GenBank genome assembly.
AUGACUAAUCAAAUUGACCGCAACAUUUAUGAGCAACAGUUUCAGCAACAAUAUCAAUUUUCGACGUUAUUUUCGAGUCCUCGAGAUUCAUCAGAUGAUGACGAUGCCAAUAGACCUCAUAAAUGCUCUAUCUGUACACGAGGUUUUGUUCGACAAGAACAUUUGAAUAGACAUAUGCGUACACACACGGGCGAGAGACCAUUUAUUUGUAAAACUUGUCAAAAGCGUUUUUCGCGAUCUGAUGAAUUGACGCGACAUGAAAAAACUCACGCGAAACCAUUUAAAAGGAAAGACCAGCAGCAUAUACAUCAUCAUCAUCGUAAGAGCAGAAUUCCAUUGGUGGCGUUCAGGAACACCAACCAAUAUCAAUCAGCGUCAUCGAAUACUACUACUUUAAAUGUUAAUUCCAAUGGUAAUAAUACUGCUACUACUGCAUCAUCUCCGCUUAAUAAUACCUUCCCUUAUAAUAAUAAUAUUAUAUUUACCGAGUCGACCACCUUUAUUAAUUCAAUCACCAAUUCUCAACCAUAUGUUUGUCCUCUUAAUAAUGGUUGCAAGAAAACUUUUAAAUGCUCGGGACACUUGGCCCGCCAUAUUGGCACUUGCACCUCAAAGAAACAAAAAAGUGGAGGUGAUCCAUUAACCACGAGCAAUAAUAACAAAAAUGCCGACAAUACUUUGCUGGUUAACAAUUCCGAAAAUGAUUCACCUAGUGUACUAGAAGAAACUUCUGUCAUUCAAAUUUCUCCAAUUCCAACUGAUAAUGAUCAAUUACCAGGAGAAUGUACUUGGACCCCAGAUAAUAAGAAUAAGGUGUCAUUUCUCGUGAAUCCGAGUUUGCACGACGCAUCCUCACCUGAUCGAACUGAUCGAACUGGUCGAAUUUUACCCCUGCCG